Andrographis paniculata is the source of this 572-nucleotide messenger RNA. Its product is annotated as arabinogalactan protein 41-like. The record is from RefSeq and is a predicted model, not a curated record. Lineage: Eukaryota; Viridiplantae; Streptophyta; Magnoliopsida; Lamiales; Acanthaceae. Bases 117 to 305 code for a protein of 62 amino acids. The transcript is spliced from 2 exons.
AUAGAGCUUCACUUCGCGUUUCUCUCUCAGGAAUUUUGGGUUGAUUUUCCAAGCCGCGUCUACUUCGCGUUUUCGAGAUAUUUUUGGCUGUUCGAUUCGAGAUUCGGAGAAGAUCUAUGGAGAUUAUCAGAUUGUACUUCGUUAUGGCGGUGAUCGCUCUCGUUUUGGCCUUGAUAGCUCCUUCGAUCAGCGGUCAAGUCACCGCGCCGGCGCCGGCUCCGACGAGCGACGGAGUAGCGAUUGACCAAGGAAUUGCGUAUUUGCUAAUGCUGGUUGCUCUGGCGAUUACGUACAUGAUUCAUUGAGUCGAAAUUUGGUAAAUUACAUUUAACUUUGUGGUACUUCGGAUGCUGAAUUAUUCUUUCCGGAGUUGGAUUUGGAUUUGUGCAGUGGUGCUGUUCGGUCGGUCAUCUCUCCAUGUUUGUUUGUCGAUUAUUUUUAGGGUGAAUUAUUCUUUGUGGUGAGAAUCAUUAUUUGGAUUUGGGGCAGAUUUUACUGUCGAUUGAUUGAUUGUUGCUUGUAAAUUGUUGGAUGAGAAAAUAUUAGAUUCAUUAGCACUAAUUUAUUCUUUC